GGAGAUACUAACGCGACGAAAAAAAAUCCGAAAAUAUCAAAUUAAAAGAAAAAAAGAGGAAAAACCCUAAAUACCUGAACCCCUCCAACUAUCUACCAACGAAAAUACUUUAAACCAAAAAAAUUCAAUUAAAAAAACCCAAAAAGACUUUUGUUUAAUUCUUGGGUUUUUGUCUUUAGUGGUUGCAAGAUUGAGAAAGUUCUUCGAAUUUGUUUAAAGAUUCAAAAUUUUUUGAUAUUGGUUUAUGGUUAGAAAGACAAGUGCUUUACCAGUUGGAGGAGAAGAAAAAGAAGAGUGAGAAACAAAAAGGUCUUUUGAAAGGUAAAUGAUGGGUAGAAAUCUUAGCCCAAUACUACGGCGAGAAUUAGCCAACCUUGACAAAGAUGCUGAUAGUCGAAAAUCAGCAAUGAAAGCACUGAAAUCAUAUGUGAGAGACUUGGAUUCCAAGGCAAUACCUGUCUUUCUUGCUCAAGUUUCUGAGACCAAAGAGACCGGCUCUGUGUCUGGUGAAUACACAAUUUCACUCUACGAGGUUCUUGCUCGUGUCCAUGGUGUGAAGAUUGUUCCUCAGAUUGAUAGCAUCAUGUUGACUAUUAUCAAGACAUUAGCUUCAAGUGCCGGGUCCUUCCCUCUUCAACAGGCAUGUUCAAAGGUGGUACCUGCAAUUGCAAGAUACGGGAUUGAUCCAACCACCCCAGAAGAUAAGAAGAGGUUUAUAAUUCACUCACUUUGUAAGCCUCUUACAGAAUCUCUUUUGGGUUCCCAAGAAAGCUUGAGUUCAGGGGCGGCACUUUGUUUGAAGGCCCUUGUGGAAUCGGAUAACUGGCGGUUUGCUUCUGAUGAGAUGGUGAACAAGGUUUGUCAGAAUGUGGCUGCAGCUUUGGAGGAGAAGUCCACUCAGACCAAUGCACAUAUGGGCCUGGUUAUGGCUUUAGCAAAGCAAAAUGCUCUCAUUGUCGAAGCAUAUGCGAGAUUGUUAAUAAAAUCUGGUUUGAGAAUAUCAAAUGCUGGGCUUGCAGAAGGUAAUUCUCAGAAACGAUUUUCAGCAAUACAAAUGAUUAAUUUCUUGAUGAAGUGGUUGGAUCCUAGGAGCAUGUUCUCGGAGGUGGAGUUGAUUAUGGAAGAGAUGGAGAAGUGUCAAUCUGAUCAGAUGGCUUAUGUUAAGGGGGCUGCUUAUGAAGCUUUGCAAACUGCAAAAAAAAUAGCUCAAGAGGAAGGGUCAAAAUUGGAGAAUAGUUGCGGUUCAGUUACUGGGUCAAACUAUGGUAGAAAAGACAACAGCCGUAGAAGGAACUUAGUCACUAAAGGUGAUAGAUCUCCUGCAACUGCUUCACCUGAAUCACAGACGCUUGAUUCCUUUAUGGAAUCUGAUUCUUUAAUUGAGUCACCAGUUUCAAUGACUCAGAUAUCUCGCAACAUGGAAUAUGAUCAAAGGAGUGUGAAUCGGAAGCUUUGGAGGUAUGAAAAUGGGGGUGUCGAUGUAUCUCUCAAGGAUGGUUUGUUCUCUGCAGUGGCUCGGGGAAGUUCCAUAUGUGAUUCACCCUCAGAUCAUCAUGAACUAACCAAUCAUGGAUCAGAGUACACAGAAGAAUUUGCAGGAUUCUUGCAGAGAAGUCCUAGAAAUGGGCUACCAAGAAGUGCCACUCCCAGUCCUCAGAGGUCACGUUCUCGGAUUAAUGUAGACAAUCUCUUUACAACUCCAAGAAAGCUCAUCCGCUCUCUUCAAGAUCCCAAUGAUUUGAACUCAGAUUACUCUGAGAAACAAGCCAGAAGGUUCAGAAGUCCAUCCUCAGAGAAAUUUGGAUGGAGCCCAAUGGCAAAUCCCAAUGGUUUUCGCCAUGGUAUGAUCUAUGAGGUCAAAGGGAAUGGACAUUUGUAUACUGAUGGUGAUGAAUUCCAAGGUGUCUCUGAAUCUGUGUCAUCAACUGAUGAUAGUCCUGCUGACAUUGAUGUCCAAGCGUCUUGCGAGGCAGUUCCCAAGAUUAAAACUGAAACUCAGGAGUUUCACAAUGAGAAAGCUCGUAGGAAGACAGUUUUUAAAAUGCUUUUUGGCCUCUUUUUCAUUGUACUUGCUGUUCUCACUUCAUUUCUGUGGACUGAAGUUCAGGAUGAAGGCUUCCUUGUAGUUCCAACUUGACUCACUCACUCUGUUGUAUCAAACUCUUUCAAUCCUAGUGAAUUAGGAGUAAGGUUAGUGGGAAGAAUGUUGGAAAUAGGUCAUUACAAUGUCCUUCUGUAACAAUAUUUGUUACUGCUUUUAAUGAACAGUCAUUAGUUCUCUGUUUAA
Theobroma umbraticum is the source of this 2287-nucleotide messenger RNA. RefSeq names its product ARM repeat superfamily protein. Lineage: Eukaryota; Viridiplantae; Streptophyta; Magnoliopsida; Malvales; Malvaceae. The record is from RefSeq and is a predicted model, not a curated record. Gene Ontology annotation, cellular component: microtubule. Gene Ontology annotation, molecular function: microtubule binding.